Messenger RNA from Gasterosteus aculeatus aculeatus (three-spined stickleback), 773 nucleotides. RefSeq lists its product as uncharacterized. Gene Ontology annotation, cellular component: pore complex. Gene Ontology annotation, biological process: monoatomic cation transport; cytolysis in another organism; pore complex assembly. The record is from RefSeq and is a predicted model, not a curated record. Gene Ontology annotation, molecular function: channel activity. Lineage: Eukaryota; Metazoa; Chordata; Actinopteri; Perciformes; Gasterosteidae.
UACAUACUCACCCACUGACACACCUUCUGUUUAAGGUGUGUCUGUACCUGUGGGGGGAGGCGGGACUUCACACACGUCUCCAAACCGAAGCCCGACCCGUUUUCAGAGGACGCUCUGCCAUCCCGUGUGUCACAUAAAGCAAACUGUCGUCUUCGCCACCAUGUCUGAGAAUGCAGAGUCCCACUCGCACACCAUCACCACCAACCGCAACUGCACGGUUGAGAUCACCAAUGUCAGCUCCGUCUUCUGCCUCGUCAACCCCAAGGUGCACAUGGAAAGCGGCUUCGUCUACAACCCGCCGCAGCCGACCCUGCGCACCGCCAAGACCGAAGUGUGCUCCUUCACCAAGGACGACAACACGGCGUCGGGCGCCGUGGGGGUCAUGACCUACGAGCUGUUCGACAUGCAGAGACGCCACUGCAACGAGAUCGUCGCCAUCAUGUUCUCGGUGCCCUUUGACUACAGCUUCUACAAGAACUGGCUCGGCGUGGGCAUCUUCGAGCACACACACCCCUGCGACGGCAAGUUGUUCGACCAAAUGUACAAGGGCAAGGACUUCACCAACUUCGUGCGCAGCGAGGCCAACGGCUCGGGGGUGACCUAUCGGGGCCGCAUGGUGGACGUGAGGGCGUGCAUGUCUGAUGAGGGCAAGGCCAUCAUUAAGCUGGAGCUGUACGACAAGAUGGGCAGAUGAAGGGCGUCACGAGUGCGUUUGUGUCGUUCACGUCAUGUACGGGCGUUUUAAACAAAUAAAAAAACCUCAAUGAAGUGGA